Cynocephalus volans (Philippine flying lemur) is the source of this 1266-nucleotide messenger RNA. RefSeq names its product carboxypeptidase A4. The transcript is spliced from 11 exons. Lineage: Eukaryota; Metazoa; Chordata; Mammalia; Dermoptera; Cynocephalidae. The record is from RefSeq and is a predicted model, not a curated record. Gene Ontology annotation, molecular function: zinc ion binding; metallocarboxypeptidase activity. The coding region runs from base 1 to 1266 and encodes 421 amino acids. Gene Ontology annotation, biological process: proteolysis.
AUGAAGUGGAUACUAUUCUUUGGGGCCCUUAUUGGGCCCAGCAUCUGUGGUCGAGAAAAAUUUUUUGGGGACCAAGUUUUUAGGAUUAAUGUCAGAAAUGGAGACGAGAUCAGCAAACUGAAUCAGUUAGUAAAUUCGGACAACUUUAAGCUCAAUGUCUGGAAAUCUCCCUCCGCCUUCGGCGGGCCUGUGGACGUCUUGGUCCCGUCUGUCAGUCUACAGCCAGUCAGAUCUUUCCUGAUGUCUCAGGGCUUGGAGUACUCAGUGACGAUUGAAGACCUGCAGGCUCUUUUAGAUAAUGAGGUUGAAGAAAUGCAACACAAUGAAGGGCAAGAACGGAGCAGCAGUAACUUUAACUAUGGGGCUUACCAUUCUCUGGAAGCUAUUUACCAGGAGAUGGACAGCAUUGCCACAGAUUUUCCUGGUCUGGCAAGCAGAGUGAAGAUUGGACAUUCCUUUGAAAACCGGCCAAUGUAUGUGCUGAAGUUCAGCACAGGAGGCGGUGAGCAGCGGCCGGCUGUUUGGCUGAACGCAGGCAUCCACUCCCGAGAGUGGAUCUCGCAGGCCACCGGGAUCUGGACGGCGAGGAAGAUUGUAUCUGAUUACCAGAGGGAUCCAGCCAUCACCUCCAUCUUGGAGAAAAUGGAUAUUUUCUUGUUGCCUGUGGCCAAUCCUGAUGGAUAUGUGUACACGCACACUCAAAACCGAUUUUGGAGGAAGACACGGUCCCUAAGUCCUGGAAGCCCCUGCAUUGGCGUUGAUCCAAAUAGAAACUGGAACGCUAGUUUUGCAGGAAAGGGAGCCAGUGAUAACCCUUGCUCCGAAGUGUACCAUGGACCCCAUGCCAAUUCAGAAGUGGAGGUGAAAUCAGUGGUAGAUUUCAUUCAAAACCACGGGAAUUUCAAAUGUUUCAUCGACCUGCAUAGCUACUCACAGCUACUGAUGUAUCCUUAUGGGUACACAAUUAGAAAGGCCCCCGAUGGCGACGAGCUGGACGAGGUGGCGAGGCGUGCGGCCAGAGCUCUGGCUUCCCUGUCGGGCACUGAGUACCAAGUGGGCCCUACCUGCACCACUAUCUAUCCAGCUAGUGGGAGCAGCGUCGACUGGGCGUACGAUCAUGGCAUCAAGUAUGCAUUCACGUUUGAGUUGAGAGAUACUGGACACUAUGGCUUCCUCCUGCCAGCCAAUCAGAUCAUUCCCACUGCGGAGGAGACCUGGUUGGGGCUGAAGACAAUCAUAGAGCAUGUGCGGGACAACCUCUACUAG